GGAGGUCACUGCGGGCGCUGAGGGGUGGCGGCGGGAAGCGGAGCGGCAGCCGGGGUGAGGGCCGAGCCGAGCCGGGUCCCUGUGCCCGGCCGCUGGCGUGCUUCUCCCGGGGCCCUCUGGCCAUCCUCCCCGGGGGCGGCGGUGGGGCCCUCGGGGCUGUGCUGGCCCCGGGGUGAGCCCGCUCUCCUUCCCGCCCAGGGCCGAGCAGGGGAAGAGGAGCUCGGUUUCCUGAGGUAGAUAUUUUUGCCUUGGCCCCGCUCUCCAGAGGAAGGUCUCUUGCUUGCUGUUGGACUUCGACAGACCUAAUCUGUGAAGAUAAUUAAAGUUCCUUUGCUCUGAAUGCUCUAAAAAACUUCAUAAUGACCCCACUACCGAAUGCUGAAUUAGUUCAGAACUCUUUGCAGUUAUAUCGUUACCUGCUUCGAUGCUGUAAGCAACUUCCUGAAGAGAAUAUUCGUCAGCAUUACAGACAUGCAGUCAGGCAGAGUUUCAAAGUUCAUGCCGAUGAAGACAAUCCUGAGCGAAUCCAGCAGAUUAUUAAGAGAGCCAUUGAAGAUGCUGACUGGGUCAUGAAUAAAUAUAAAAGACAGAAGUAGAAGAGGAACAAUGAAGACAAGAAUGUAAUUGGUAAACAUCCUUAGAGGACUUGCAGUCAAGCCCAGUAAUAUAUUGUAGUUAUUGCCUGGAGUUUUCUCUUAGAUAAUACAAAUACAAUAAUUUAUAUCUUAUUGGGAUGUCAUGAAGCUAAAUGAAUAUUUCUGAAGCUACUUGAGUCUGUAGAUUAACAGUCACAGUCUAGGUUCAAAGUGUUAGCUUGCGUAAUCACAAACUUUAGCUUAAAGCCCAAACUUGUCUAAGCUUUGAGUAACACAGAGAGCUUCUCAGGAAAACUUACUGAAAAUAAAAAUCUACAAAGUCAUUACCAAAUAAUAAAUAGUGCCCUGUCUGUC
This is a messenger RNA of Aquila chrysaetos chrysaetos, 950 nucleotides long. It is a transcript of the gene LYRM9, whose product is annotated as LYR motif containing 9. The record is from RefSeq and is a predicted model, not a curated record. NCBI's taxonomy places the organism in Eukaryota, Metazoa, Chordata, Aves, Accipitriformes, Accipitridae. Bases 360 to 596 code for a protein of 78 amino acids. The transcript is spliced from 5 exons.